Messenger RNA from Paramecium octaurelia, 1136 nucleotides. Lineage: Eukaryota; Ciliophora; Oligohymenophorea; Peniculida; Parameciidae. The record is from the annotation of a GenBank genome assembly.
AUGAACUACUUUAGAAAACCAAAUUAUACGCCUGUGAGAGCAAAUCAAGAAAAAGCUCUCCUUUUGCCAAAUAUUUUUUUGUUUUAACAAUCUCCCGAACGAAAAUCUAUUCAUUAACUAAAAGGAAAAAAUCUAAAAUACGGAUUGAAAAAAUUAGAUAUUUCAACUAACACAGUUGAUUUAAAAUCUGAUAGAACAAAAGAUCUGAUAGGGAAUUUAUCUUAUUAAUCAAGAACUUUAAGUGGAUUAAACAUCAAUAAUCAACAAAAAGUCAAUCAAGAUUCUUAUUUGAUUUUAAAAGAUUUACAAUACAAGUUAUUUGGGAUUUAUGAUGGUCAUGGCAAAUUUGGUCAUUUAGUUUCUUCAUUCAUCAAAUUUAAUUUAGAAAGUAUGAAAAAAUAACAAUCAUAUAGAAUUCAUUAAAAGUGGUCUAGGAAAUGUGGAGGAAAUGAAAGUAGCCUAUGAAUUGUUGAAUAAUUAAUUAUUAGAGUCAAAUAUUGAUACGCAAUUGUCAGGUAAUAUUGUAUAAGAAUGAGGAUCGACUGGCAUUAGUGUCCAUAUUAAUGAACAGCAUUUAUUUUGUUGUAAUGUAGGAGAUUCAAAAGCUAUCUUAGGGAGAAGAUAGUUGAUGAAUAAAUACUAAUCAAUAAGAUUAAAUAGAUUACACAAGCCUAUAGGACUAGAGAGAGAUAGAAUCAUUAAGUUUGGUGGGAGAGUGGAAUGUAAUAAAGGUAGCAAUAGAUAUAUAAAAUAGAUAUAUAUGGAAGACCAAGAAGUCCUCUGAGAGUGUGGAUGCAAAAUGAGGAUCUGCCAGGAUUAGCAAUGACGAGGUCUUUUGGAGAUAAAAUGGGAAUUAAGGCUGGAAUUAUUGCAGUGCCAGAAAUAUUUGAAAUAUAAUUAACAAAAGAUGACCAUUUCAUCUUAAUAGGUAGCGAUGGAUUAUUUGAACAUUUAAGCGAAGAGGAUGUAGCAUUAAUAACCAUUAUCAUUAGAUAUGUAAAUUAAUAAGUAGAUACUAUCCACUCUAGAUAGAAAAAGCAGCCGACAUGUUAAUGCUAGAAGCAUAAAAGCAGUGGAAAUUAAUAAGUUUGGGUAGAGAUGAUAUUACAUUUAUACUAAUUUUUAGAUUUUCUUGA